This is a messenger RNA of Fopius arisanus, 2422 nucleotides long. It is a transcript of the gene twisted, whose product is annotated as Protein O-mannosyl-transferase 2. NCBI's taxonomy places the organism in Eukaryota, Metazoa, Arthropoda, Insecta, Hymenoptera, Braconidae. Gene Ontology annotation, molecular function: dolichyl-phosphate-mannose-protein mannosyltransferase activity. The transcript is spliced from 5 exons. The coding region runs from base 219 to 2345 and encodes 708 amino acids. Gene Ontology annotation, biological process: protein O-linked glycosylation via mannose. The record is from RefSeq and is a predicted model, not a curated record. Gene Ontology annotation, cellular component: endoplasmic reticulum; membrane.
UCUCUACUUUAGUCAAUCCUCUUUGGGCUUACCUUACGGGCUUCAAACAAUAAUAAAUACCGUUAGGAUCUCUCAUCAUGCUCCAGACUGAAAACGACCAUCAGUGGAAUCUGAUACUCUGUAUCAGAGCAUUUAGAAAUCUUAUCAAUUAGGUACGAUUAUCGAUAAGGCGAACCAUUUUUUGCUCAUGGCCUCGUAACACUAAAUUCACCAGUACGAUGACACCUAAAAUCCAUUCAAGAGCAGAUCCUCAGUCCAAUAUUGAUUCCAGUGAUGGGAAUACUGGUUGGUGGCUUCUAUUUAUGGGGAUUCUUGUCCUCACCGCUGCUACAAGAUUUUACAAAGUGUCGGAGCCCCAACAUGUGUGUUGGGAUGAAACUCAUUUCGGAAAGAUGGGAAGUUGGUACAUAAAUCGGACUUUUUUCUUCGAUGUGCAUCCACCCCUCGGAAAGAUGUUGAUAGCUCUGUCCGGUUAUUUAACAGGUUACGAUGGAAGAUUUCCCUUUGAAAAACCAGGGGACAAGUUUGAGGAUACUAAAUACCUCGGUAUGAGGGUCUUCUGCACAUUUUUAGGUGCUACCAUAGUCCCACUUGCUUUCUUAAUUGUCUGGGACUUAACGAAAUCCACGAGGGCUUCAGUACUCUCAGCCAUGUUCAUUCUCUUGGAUAUUGGAUUAUUAACAUUAAAUAGAUACAUUCUCCUGGAUCCAAUCCUCCUCUGCUUCAUGAUGUGUGCAACCUGGGGAAUGGCAAGGAUCGGUGCUCACAGAGAUCAAGCAUUUACUAGAUCUUGGUGGGGCUGGCUUAUCUUCACUGGAUUGUCACUCGCCUGUACCAUUAGUGUAAAAUUCGUAGGACUCUUUGUCGUCCUCCUCGUUGGCAUUUUUACCGUUUAUGAACUCUGGAGAGAACUCGGAGAUCUGACGAAACCUGUGAUCAACGUUGGAAAACAUUUAAUCGCCAGGGUUGUUUGUCUGAUUGUACUACCCAUUAUUUUGUACAUGGUGUUCUUUUACAUUCAUCUGGCAGUACUGAAUAAAAGUGGCAGCGGUGACGGUUUUUACUCCUCGGAAUUUCAGUCUCUCCUCCAGGGAAACUCGUUGCACAACGCAACAAUGCCUCGCCAACUCUCCUACGGAGCCACAAUUACUCUAAAAAAUCACCGGACAGGUGGAGGAUAUCUACAUUCCCACUGGCACCUCUAUCCGGAAGGAGUCGGUGCUCGUCAGCAACAAAUCACGACGUACUCACACAAGGACGACAACAACUUCUGGAUCGUCAAAAAAUUCGAUACCGAGGAAAUACCUCCUGAACCAGAACUGAUAAAACAUGGUGAUCUCAUUCGCCUCGAGCAUACAAUUACCUCAAGGAAUCUCCACUCCCACAAAGCGAUUGCUCCAAUCUCCAAAAAACACUACCAAGUAACUGGAUAUGGAGAAAAUGGAGUAGGAGAUGCCAAUGAUAUCUGGAAGGUGGUGAUUGAGAAUGGAAAGGAAGGGGAUAUAGUUCAAACAGUUACAAGUAAAUUAAAAUUCGUUCAUUAUCUUCACCACUGUGUUCUAACUUGCAGUGGCAAGACUUUACCCAAGUGGGGAUACAGCCAGCAGGAAGUCUCUUGCAACCCAAACAUGAGGGACAAGAAUGCUGUCUGGAAUAUAGAGGACAACAGAUAUCCGAAAUUACCCAACGUCAGUUUUCAAGUUUAUGCUCCAGGAUUUUUGGCUAGAUUCUUAGAGUCACAUGCCGUUAUGCUGCAAGGAAACUCGGAUUUGAAAGUUAAAGAGGGAGAAGUUACCUCCAGACCCUGGCAAUGGCCAAUCAAUUAUAGAGGACAAUUCUUCUCCGGCAGUGAUCACAGGAUUUAUUUACUUGGAAAUCCCAUUAUUUGGUGGGGAAAUAUUAUUUUCCUUCUUCUGUUUGUUUUCAUAUAUGUUUGGAAUUCCGUGAGGGAGCAGAGAGGGUGUGAGGAAGCUGAGAAAGUAUCUGAGGAGAAGGAGAAACUUAAGACUGCUGGAAUGUGGUUAUUCAUCGGAUGGAUGCUGCAUUAUUUGCCAUUUUGGGCCAUGGGACGUGUUCUAUAUUUUCAUCAUUAUUUUCCUGCAUUGGUGUACAGCUCCAUGCUCACUGGAAUUACUUUGAAUUUCAUACUAGAUAGUCUUUUCUUUGUGCUUCCGCAGAGAGUGGCCAAUCUUGUUUAUCAUGUGGUGCUGGGGAGUGUUCUCUCUGUCACUGUUUACAGCUUCUACCUGUUUGCACCAUUGGCUUAUGGAAUGACAGGUCCGUCUGCCUCAGACCCUCAAAGUCCUCUUCAUACGCUGAAGUGGCUCGAGUCUUGGGAGUUUUAGAUAAUACUCAAAAAAUUGAAAAUAUAUCUCGAUAGCAGAAAACAGAGUAAUAUUUUAUAUAUUUUAUUGUUGUCAAU